Molecule: messenger RNA, 3170 nt
Organism: Phytophthora nicotianae INRA-310
Lineage: Eukaryota; Oomycota; Peronosporomycetes; Peronosporales; Peronosporaceae
Exons: 1
Coding region: 58-2850 (930 amino acids)
Molecular function (GO): protein binding; RNA binding
Source: RefSeq, a predicted model, not a curated record
CGAAUCCGUUUUGAGAGGGAAAAUCCCUCCCUGUCGCUCCGCAUCUCAUUCUUCAAAAUGCCGGGACGGCGCAACAAGCAGCAAGAUUCCGAGCCCGUUAUCGGCCGUCCGCGUCGAAGCCGUGGCCAGGGCGGCGCCAGAGGCCGCGAACGCGGCGGCCCCGCUACUGCUGUCCCCGCUCCUGGUCCUCCGCCAACCUCACGCGCCGUCGCGCCGCCACCGGCGCCAGCUGCAGCGUCGGCUGCAACCCCCAGCGUCUCGUCGCUCGCUCUGGAGCUGGAGGAGAAAGCGCGCAUUCCGGAUGAGCCUCGCCUGUUGCAGCCACUCGUAAACACGCAUUUCCCCCCUCGCCCGGGCUUCGGCACGGCUGGAAGAGCUGUAAAACUGCACGCUAACCACUUCAAGGUCAACUUCAAGUUGGCUGGCGACGUGUUUCACUACGACGUUAUGAUGGCCGAGAGCGGCCGGAGCUUCGGCAACGACGGCCCACCUAAGACGCUAGCCAACAAGAUCAUGGCCGCGCUCUUAGCCGAGCUCAAGCGCCAAUUCCCAGACUUUAUGGUUGUCUCUGACGCCCGUAAGAACAUAUACGCUCCUCGUCGGCUGCCGUUCCAGCUCCAGGAGUUCAGUGGUCUUACACUACCUGAUGAUGGAGGCAGAGCCAGGGAGUUCUCGGCCACUGUGAGGGAAGCCGACCCUGUGGCUAUCCGCAUGCAGCAACUGGACGAGCUCUUUGCUGGACGCUUGAACUACACGCCGUACGACGCACUGCAAGCGCUGGACGUGGCUCUGCGUCACUCAGCAUCGCAGAGAUUCACUGUAGUUGGACGAAACUUGUUCAGUGGCAAUGGCGCCAAAUCUCUCGGAGAAGGAGCUGAGCUCUGGUUCGGCUACUUCCAGAGCUUGAGAGCCACGCAGAAUCGACUUGUGGUCAACUUGGACUUGGCAGCCACCGCCUUCGUAAAGGAGAUGGACGUACUGGAUUUCCUCUGUGAGUCUCUGUCCUUGAGAAACCUGCCACCUUCACUGGCUAAACACCAACACUCUGCGUUCAGUAAAGCCAUUCGUGGAGUCAAAGUGAACAUCACUCAUCGCCCAGGAGUGCGACGCAGCUACCGCGUUAACGGGCUCACCAAGAACAGCGCAGAGCAAACGUUCUUUGAGAACGACGAGGGACAACGCAUGUCUAUUGUGCAGUACUUCCAAAAGACGUACAACCUGCGUCUGCGCCAUCCGAAGCUGCCGUGUCUCCAUGUUGGCGCCCCACAGAACAAGAAUUAUCUGCCCAUGGAGGUUUGCCACAUCAUGGCGGGACAGAAAUGUCCUCGUAAGGUAACGGACAACCAGGUGGCCAAUAUGAUCAAGUUUACGUGCACGCCGCCGGAUCAGCGCAAGCGCUCGAUCGAGCAGAAGUUCCGUGAGGCAGGAUUCAGCACGGACCCGACGCUCAGAGCCUUUGGACUGGAUGUGGAGCCUCGUAUGGUGGAGACUACCGGUCGUCAGUUGCCACCGCCUACGAUCGAGUACAGUGGACGAGCUACUGAAACUCCACGUGACGGAGCGUGGAACAUGCGCGGCAAAAAGUUUAAUACGCCGGCUCAACUCAAGUCGUGGGCUGUUAUCAGUAUGGCAGACGCGAGAUACUGUAACCAGGCCAGUAUUGAGAAAUUCUUCAAGGCUGUGAUGACACAGAUGGGUCAGUUGGGCAUGCGAUGUCCGCCUAAAUUGCCUCCGAUCCUGUUGAAGCAGCGCCGAGAGGACUCAGUGCGUGGAAUGUUCCAGGCCGCAGUGAAUGCUGCCAACCAGACGUUCAAGACCCCGGCGCAGAUCAUCUGGAUGAUCAAUCCGAGAAUGGAUGCACACGCUUAUGGAGAGUUGAAGCUGAUGUCCGACAGUGAAGCUGGUAUGGGUAUUCUGUCACAGUGCAUGCUGUCGAAGCAUAUCCAGAAGUGCAACCCUCAGUAUAUCGCCAAUAUUCUGAUGAAGGUGAACACCAAGUUGGGUGGGAAAAAUGGCAUUAUCAGUGGCCCAUUGCCGCGUGUAUCGGCGUCGCGUACCAUUAUCUUUGGUGCCGAUGUCACGCACCCAAGUCCCAUGGACAAGAGUCGCCCCUCUGUCGCUGCUGUUACGGCGUCUAUGGACCCGAAUUUCAUCCGACAUGCAUCGGCGAUCCGUGCACAAGGCCACCGUGUCGAGCAGAUUAUGAACCUUAAAGAUAUGGUAGUGGAACUGAUGAAGCAGUUCUACCGCCAGACGCGUGGCAAACCGGACCGCAUUGUCUUCUAUCGCGAUGGAGUGAGUGAAGGACAGUUCCACAUGGUGCUGAAUUACGAAGUCACGGCCAUCCGUGAAGCUUGCCAGACGCUGGAGGUCGGUUAUCUACCCCCGAUCACGUUCGUUAUUGUCCAGAAGCGCCACAAUACCCGUCUGUUCCCUGACACUCCGAGAGAUGCUGAUCGCAGUGGCAAUGUCAAGGCGGGAACUGUUGUCGACACUGCUAUCUGUCACCCGAUUGAGAACGAUUUUUACUUGAUGAGCCACGCUGGACUGCAAGGCACCAGUCGCCCCACGCACUACCACGUGCUGCUGAAUGAGAUCGGCUUUACGGCGGAUGAAUUGCAGACGCUCACUUACAAACUGUGUUACACGUUUGCGCGAUGCACUCGCUCCGUCUCCAUGGUGCCGUCGGCCUACUAUUCGCAUCUCGUGGCGUUCCGUGCGCGGUUCUUCCUGGCGGAAGGUAGUGACACUGCCUCAACUGUCUCGGGCUUCAGUGAGACUGCACCGGAAACGGACACGCGUAUGUACGACUUGCACCAAUCCAUGAAGGGCGAGAUGUACUUCGUGUAAACGUGCGACGGUGUUGGUUCAUUGCCGUUGACGGCAAUCGCCAGCGUGGACGGUUUUGAAUUUUCAAGAGUAUCCGCCGCGCAUUUCAUUUUAUGAGUCGCUUUUCCGCCGUUUUCUGUGUUACGAAUGAUGGUGUGUGAUGAGGACGACGUCGCUUGGGUAAACAGAGUGCAUAUACCAGUGGGAGAUCUAAGAAACGAAGUGGUGAGCUAUCACCGCUUUGUUUCGACCUAUGACCAGCGGCUAUUGUGGCAGAAACGAGAAGGUACGUAAGGUCGGAUCUAUCCUAAAGCAAAAUGAACGUAGCAUGAGUGUUCGUU